CUCUCAUGCAACCUCGCGAUCCCUGAUUGACUUGUUCUCUCCUCCUACUUCAUCCUUCCUACUGCCCAUCUUGUCCUUUACCACCCUCCUUCAAGUCCGUCAUUGCGGCAGUCAUCUCAUACCGCACUGUCGCACAAACUACUCCCAUGAUCCACACGUAUUGACCUGAUCACGACGCCUGAAUUGACUGGUUAUACUGUUUACGCAGCCAUCUCUGGAACAGUGUCCGCAAUGGCCGCAGAAUCGGUCAACAUGGCUCCGCCGCAGCCGCCGUUCAGGUCACUAUCAGAGCUCUCGGCAGACCCUCCGGGCCCAUCCGAGCUGCCGGCCGACCUGCCACCGUUGCCGUUGCCCCCGUUGACGACGACAACCCCGCCGUCUGCUGCUCCGUCAGCAGCCACUUCAACAUGCAUGGCGGCAUUUCCUUCCAUAGUAACUGAGAAGACGUUGCUUGCAGGUCGCACCAGCAGCCACAAUGUGAGGGUCAACAGCGCGAACCCAUCAGAGCCGCCGCCGUAUUCGAGCCCCUCCAACGAUUUACAGGCGUCCACCUCGGCGGACUCUCGUGGCCUCCCUGUAACGGCAUCAGGCCCCCCCUCCUAUACAGGCCUGCCCAGGUUGGAUUACAAGCUCUACUCGCCGCCCCUCUUUACCUUGUCUCUUGACUGCACUACGCUGUCUUCUAGGGCAGAGCAUCUGACGGCAAGCGCCAGCGCCCUCGUUUCACUCGUGAGGAUGCAGGCCAGUAUCCCGCCCAAGCCAUUGAUCCAUAUUAGGGGAAACCGAGGUCGCACUGUCGACUUCGACUUCAAGAUGAACCUCAUGAGUUUGUUGGUGCCCGACGACAUGAGCAGACGCAUGGAUUAUAUUCGGUGCGUGGCGCCGGGCGAAUUGGCUUUUCGGGGCGGCGCCAAGCCCGAUGUCCUCCCCGAGGUGGGUGACAGGGAGCUUGAAGAGUGGUGCCGCCGCUUUAUCGAGGACCCGGCGCCGGUGAAAAGCUUCGCGCUCGGGAGGGUCGUUGCCAACAUGGACGCGCUAUACAUCGAGGGCCAAAUCCGCAGCUUGAUUGCGUCGACUCAGUACAAGGGGCAAGUCAACAUCUCUUUCCCCGUCACGCAUGCCAACGUCAAGGUCAAGAGUGCCGAGAAGCCGAGCAAACUAUACCUGGGCAUGAAGAAUCUUUUCUCGAGUAAGCACAAGUACGAGGUGGUGCAAUCAGUGUGGCCAUUCGCAUCGGCCAGGAACGGUGAGGAUGGACGGAGGUGCAUGGUGCAGAGCGAGGAAGUCUGGUGGCGGGAGUGGCGAGACUCGAUAAAGUACGCCGUUGCGCAGAAGAGACAGAACGGGGCAUACGUGACAAACGAGGACAAGCUGGAGGCGCUGAUGGAGGGCAAGGGCAAAGGCGUCACGUCCAUCGACUGGGGCGGUUCCGACUUUGACGAACAGGGCGUGUGAUGCCAUUGCAGGCUUCUUACGUGGGUCACUUUCUGGGCAGGCGACUCGGCCAUGAGGAUAUCGUUGGACCGCCGUGUCAUUGUACGCGGGUGCUUGUGUAUCAAGAUUUGACGUAGGCAGGCGGGUGACAAAAAAAGCC
Colletotrichum destructivum is the source of this 1594-nucleotide messenger RNA. RefSeq lists its product as uncharacterized. The record is from RefSeq and is a predicted model, not a curated record. Bases 232 to 1455 code for a protein of 407 amino acids. NCBI's taxonomy places the organism in Eukaryota, Fungi, Ascomycota, Sordariomycetes, Glomerellales, Glomerellaceae. The transcript has 3 exons.